Messenger RNA from Triticum aestivum (bread wheat), 655 nucleotides. RefSeq names its product histone H2B.2. The coding region runs from base 85 to 549 and encodes 154 amino acids. Lineage: Eukaryota; Viridiplantae; Streptophyta; Magnoliopsida; Poales; Poaceae. The record is from RefSeq and is a predicted model, not a curated record. Gene Ontology annotation, cellular component: nucleosome. Gene Ontology annotation, molecular function: protein heterodimerization activity; DNA binding; structural constituent of chromatin. The transcript has a single exon.
CUUCUCCCACAUCUCGCUCCACCUUCCCCUGCACACAACCCACCACCGGAAUCCCCACCCGCCCUCUCGAAGCAGCAGCUAGCGAUGGCCCCCAAGGCGGCGGAGAAGAAGCCGGCGGCGAAGAAGCCCGCGGAGGAGGAGCCGGCGACGGAGAAGGCCCCGGCCGGGAAGAAGCCCAAGGCCGAGAAGCGGCUGCCGGCGGCCAAGACGGCGGCCAAGGAGGGCGAAGGCAAGACGAGGGGCCGGAAGAAGGGCGGCAAGGCCAAGAAGGGCGUGGAGACGUACAAGAUCUACAUCUUCAAGGUGCUGAAGCAGGUGCACCCGGACGUCGGCAUCUCCUCCAAGGCCAUGUCCAUCAUGAACUCCUUCAUCAACGACAUCUUCGAGAAGCUCGCCGGCGAGGCCGCCAAGCUCGCCCGCUACAACAAGAAGCCCACCAUCACCUCCCGGGAGGUCCAGACCUCCGUCCGCCUCGUCCUCCCCGGCGAGCUCGCCAAGCACGCCGUCUCCGAGGGCACCAAGGCCGUCACCAAGUUCACCUCCUCGUAGAUUCUAUUCUUUGUAGAAAUGUAGAUGGUUCUGUUACUUUUAGUGGUUGUUGACUCUGGUUAUCUGCAAAUCGUUCAAGUAAUAGUCAUGGAUGGAAGUUGCUGAA